Molecule: messenger RNA, 1885 nt
Organism: Durio zibethinus
Lineage: Eukaryota; Viridiplantae; Streptophyta; Magnoliopsida; Malvales; Malvaceae
Source: RefSeq, a predicted model, not a curated record
AAUUUUUUAUGCUGUUCAGCCCAAUAUGUCGAUAAGUGGUGGCCCAUCAAAGAUUGAGCGGGCUUGAAGGCUUGGGCUAACCCCCUAGCCCAUAGAAACCCGCCUAUGAAAUCCGGAGCAUGACGAUUGCUCCAUUUUUCCAACUGAAAUUUCCAGUUUUCCGGUCUUCUCCAUCAAAGCUUUCUUCUUUAACAGAGAAGAAAGAGAAAAACAUGGCAAGAAGGAAACUUUUGUUGCUGUUGAAGCCAUUUGAUGUCUAUCAUGUUACUCAAUCAAAACCCGUCUCUCACUUCACCAACCCUCGGGUUUUCCAUUAUCUUGAUAAUAGGCGUAAGGUUCACAAGGAGGCCAUAAACUUUUGUCAGCAAAUUUUACAGAAAAAAGCAGUUGACUGGAAACCCAUAUUACGUAAUAAUUUAUCACAACCAAUUCAUAAUGUGGAUUUGGUUGUUACAGUUGGUGGUGAUGGGACUCUUUUGCAGGCCAGUCAUUUCAUGGAUGACUCAAUUCCAGUUUUAGGAGUAAAUUCUGAUCCUACACAAGCUGAAGAGGUUGAAGAAUUUAGUAAUGAGUUUGAUGCUACUAGAAGUACUGGCUAUUUAUGUGCAGCAACAGUAAAAAACUUUGAACAGGUUCUGGAUAGCUUUCUAGAGGGUCAGACAGUUCCUUCUAAGUUGUCAAGGAUGUCAAUAUCUGUAAAUUCAAAAUCUCUGUCUACUUAUGCUCUUAAUGAUAUUUUGAUUGCACACCCAUGUCCUGCAACAGUUUCUCGGUUUUCAUUGAGAAUUGAAAGGGAUGACCAGACAUGUUUGUCAUUAGUUAAUUGCCGAUCAAGUGGUCUCAGAGUCUCAACUGCUGCAGGAUCAACAGCUGCCAUGCUCUCAGCAGGAGGAUUUGCAAUGCCUAUGUUGUCUCGGGAUCUCCAAUAUAUGGCUUCAACAUGAUCUAAAACAGGAGGCUUAAAGAUCUUCAAUAGUACACAGAAAGAACACAAAGCUGAGAGAUAUAUUUGCCAAUUGUAACAAAUUAUUUGAGGAGAUAUUUUUGGCAAUUACUCCCUUUUUUUUUGCUUUUUGGCAACUGGCUGGCCUCCAACUUAUGAUUUUUGGAAUAUCUUUGUCUCAUCUCGUGGUCACUAAUCAAGAACAAAAUCAACUUCUUGUCAUCAACCAAAACAGAAAAUGUCUCAUUGCCAAAGCAGAUGUUUCUGUUGUCGGGACAAGACUGCAAAAGGGCGACAAAUCAAUGACCCACACCCAAACCUCAAGUAUUCAAAAGCAAUCACCAUCAAAACUUCAAACGCUAGCAACAAAUGAAAUUUUGCCAAUUUGGAAGCUAUCAUGUUACCAUAUCAAUCGCAUUUCAAUCUGCCAGCAAUUUCCAGCUGGAUGUUUUAUAGAAAGGAAGGAAAGAUGGAAGGAAGAAAAUGUUCCAUUCAUAGCUAGAAAACUCUCAAUACAAUUUCUAUAAAAAUGUAAAGACAGUUCGAUACGUCCUCUUAAUCAUGGUAUAAGAAAACAGUCAAUUUGCCAAACAAAAAAAAAAUCUCAGACCUUUACAAAAUUGCAGCAGUGAUGGCCACCCGAGUUUGAAGACUCCAAUGAAGGAAUGGAAGUGCCAAUCAUGAAAAGAUGAUUAUUACAUUUCCCUGUUGUAUAUCCACAUACCUUUGAAAUUUGGCGAAGACAAUGGGGUACCAAUGUUUUCUCUUUUUCCAUUUUUUUUUUUCCAUGUCCAUGCUUCCACCCAACAUUAUACAUACAUUGUUUUGCAAGAGUUGGAGCUUUGCGAUAAUGUCCCUCUUUUACUAUAAAACAAGGAGCUAAUUACUGUAGGUGAAGUUUUCUUCAACGCUAGAUUUCCAGCAAAAUGUACAUCAACUUGA